AUGAAGUUCUUGUUACUUUUGACACUUUUCUCAAACGUGUUAAUUAUUGCUUUUGGCGGAAGUAGAUCAACAUGUGAGCCACUUUAUAGUAAUUUUUUAGCUUUACUUCAAGCAUGUGAAUUAUCAUCUGGGAGGAUCGCAAAUCGAACGAUCGGUUUAGCAACUCCAUUUUCCGAAGACAUAGCAUCUAAGCCAAAUGCUUUACUCAAUAUACUAGCAUCAGGAACAAGUCAAUUGUCUGGUAUUGAUAAUUCUUCUAUUUUGAAUGCUUUAAUUGGAACUGCAGAUCUUCCACUUCCUCCACCACUUGACUGCAUUGAUACUGAGUUGAUUGCUUUUUAUCCAUUUGUAAAUAAUUUGUUCAUGAAUGCCUCAUCUGCUCUUGCAGUAAAUGGUCGAAAUUCAACGAUUAAUGACGACGACACCUGCAACAUAGUCAUUUCUUACAUCACUCCUUAUUAUCAGGACUUGAACAGGAUAAUUCAUAGGAUAUUAUUUGAUAUUUUUGCUGACAUCGCAAGCUUUAAACUCAUCGAGAAAGAUGAUUUGUAUCUAGAACAAUUUUCUUUGAAUGAGACUUCUGUUUUGCAACUUCUGAUGAAUGGAAUCGCAUCACUGUUUAAUGCUGACGCAACUUUAUUGACCCAAUUUCUAACAGAUCCAUUUGCAGAUCUUCCAUCGAAUUUUUUUUGUAGACAAGAUUUGCUGAUGUCGUCAAUCAGUCAAGCAAAAUUGGGUUACAAACUUUACAGCAGCAGAUUAACAGUUCCAUCAGACUGUGAUCCAUUCCAUGACAAUUUUAUUGCCUUUGUUAAUGCUUGGAUAAAUCUGGUUAAUGACAUUCAAAACUUUGCACUUGAUGGCACUCUCAAUGAUCCAGUUUUAACACCAUCUUAUGCUUUAUAUGUUCAAUGUGCGUCUACGCAAGCUCUUAUUUUAGCAGCAAAUGUAACGAGUCGAUUAUCCGGAGUCAGUUCUGACACAAUUAAUGGAAUUCUUCGGAAAACAAUCAAUUUACCAUUUAUAGAACCUCUCAAUUGUGUUGCAGAUGAUUUGAUUUACAUGAGUGAAAGACUUGCUUAUAUGUCAAGUGAAUUCACGUCUGUAUUAAAUAGAUUCAGAGAAAGAAAAUCUGGAAGCUCUCGUGAUUUUGAAGCCCUCAACAUGAGUGACUUAUUUACCUCGUAUAUAACAGCGAUCAAUAACUGCUUAUUAAACAUGUUAGGAACAGAAAUAGCUGCAAUAUUGAAUUUUGAUCCUGCUGUCUUUAUUCCAAUAUUCCUAAACUCAACAAUUCCUCUGGAGAAUCCAUUCUCUUGUGUCCAAACGAUCAUCCUUUACAUGAAAGAUUUAUUGGUCCAAGCACAAAGCAGCUUUUUAGAUCGUUCGCCACUUAAUUUGACAAUUUUGCCACUUCCAUCUUACGCUGAAUAA
Molecule: messenger RNA, 1434 nt
Organism: Chironomus riparius
Lineage: Eukaryota; Metazoa; Arthropoda; Insecta; Diptera; Chironomidae
Source: the annotation of a GenBank genome assembly